AUGUCACACUUAGUUCACCGGUUAGCAAGACUCGGCCAAGAGGACCUUUUUGUACAACCCAUCGGCGCCACGACACCAAAGGGAACCAUCGUAAAACACACACAACUUACUUUUGAUGAUGAAAAGAAGCAUCGAUCAAACUCUACUGGAACCCACACUAACAAACAUUUCAAUUUAACGGUGUUUACUAAACAACAAUCAGAAGAUAAAUUACCAAAGCGGCUCAUGAGGUCAUUUGAUUUCGACGAUGAAGACUCAGAAGUAUACGACAUACUUUCAAACAUCAAAGAAAAGGUAGACAAAGACGAGGACACGGACUAUCAAAGAUGCAAGAACCCUCCUCUUUCGUUCAAGACCUUCAAUUUUUAA
Messenger RNA from Entamoeba invadens IP1, 369 nucleotides. RefSeq lists its product as hypothetical. The transcript has a single exon. Bases 1 to 369 code for a protein of 122 amino acids. Lineage: Eukaryota; Evosea; Mastigamoebida; Endamoebidae. The record is from RefSeq and is a predicted model, not a curated record.